AUGGGUUCUCGGUUCCCAUCUCAUCAGCUCAGCAAUGGCCUUUAUGUGUCAGGCCGGCCUGAACAGCCAAAGGAAAAGGCUCCAACAAUGAGCUCAGUGGCCAUGCCAUAUACUGGUGGUGAUAUCAAGAAGUCUGGAGAGUUGGGGAAAAUGUUUGAUAUUCCUGUGGAUGGCUCAAAGUCUAGGAAAUCUGGACCUAUAACUGGUGCUCCUUCAAGGACUGGAUCAUUUGGCGGUGCUGCUUCACAUUCAGGACCAAUCAUGCCUAAUGCAGCUGCUCGGGCUGCUUAUACUACAUCAGGUGCUAUGUCUUCAGGUGGAACUGGUUCAGCUUCAUUAAAAAAAUCAAAUUCUGGACCCCUAAAUAAACACGGAGAGCCAGUAAAGAAGUCAUCUGGCCCUCAGUCAGGUGGAGUAACCCCUUCUGGCCGCCAAAACUCCGGUCCCAUUCCUCCUAUUCUUCCUACUACUGGUCUGAUUACAUCUGGUCCUAUAUCUUCAGGCCCACUGAAUUCAUCUGGGGCACCUCGGAAGUUAUCUGGUCCUUUAGAAUCUAUGGGGUCAAUGAAACAUCCAGGCUCUGUUGUUAUCAAUCAAGCUGUGACUGUUCUUAGCCAAGAUGAUGACUUUUCCUUCAGAAGGAACUUCCCAAAGCUAAUAUUGUGGUCAUUGAUUCUACUUUUUGUAAUGGGUUUCAUUGCUGGUGGUUUUAUCCUUGGAGCAGUCCAUAAUGCCAUUCUGUUAAUCGUUGUUGUGGUUCUUUUUGGUGCUGUUGGUUCAUUGUUCGUAUGGAAUACCUGUUUCGUGAGAAAAGCUAUCAUGGCUUACAUUGCUCGUUACCCAGAUGCGGAGCUACGAAAUGCCAAAAAUGGGCAAUUUGUGAAGAUCUCUGGGGUGGUCACUUGUGGUAACGUGCCCCUGGAGUCAUCCUUCCAAAGAGUUCCUAGGUGUGUAUAUACCUCGACAAGUUUGUAUGAGUACAGAGGAUGGAAUUCAAAAGCAGCCAAUCCAACUCAUCGUCGUUUCAGCUGGGGACUCAGAUCAUUAGAAAGGCGUGCAGUUGACUUCUACAUUUCUGAUUUUCAAUCUGGAUUGAGAGCAUUGGUUAAAACUGGCUAUGGUGCAAGGGUGACUCCUUAUGUUGAUGACUCCCUUGUUAUUGAUGUCAACCCGGGUACUGAAGAGUUGUCUCCAGAGUUUGUCAAAUGGUUGGGAGAAAGGAAUCUUUCUAGUGAUGAUCGUAUAAUGCGAAUGAAAGAAGGGUAUAUCAAAGAAGGAAGCACUGUUAGUGUAAUGGGAGUUGUUCAAAGGAAUGACAAUGUACUUAUGAUUGUCCCUCCCCCUGAGCCUAUCACGACCGGCUGCCAAUGGACCAGAUGUAUUUUUCCGGCUAGCCUUGAGGGUGUUGUUUUGAGAUGCGAAGACACUUCAAAGAAUGAUGUCAUACCUGUAGGUUUUGCAUAUGCAAAUAUAAAUAUACAGAGGGAGAUGGUAAGGGCAUCAGGGAAGCAAAAAUCAACAAAACUGGUGAUAGUUUGUGUGGUUCUAUUAGGGUUUGGCCUGAUUGCUGAUUAUCUGUGGGCUUCUUCUCCACAUUUUGCUUCUUCUUCUUAUUUGUCCAACUGGGUUCCUGCUGAUAAUUCUCACUCCAAUGUAAUUAUUCCAAAACAAGAACCGCAUCCUGCUGACACUAAACCCCCAAAAAUAAAGGCAGAUAGUGUUCAUGAUCGAUCCUUAUCAGCAACGUUUGCUGAUUUACCUGCACCGGAGCUGAAAUGGGAGAAAAUGGCUAAUGCACCUGUUCCUCGUCUAGAUGGGGCUGCAUUACAGAUUAAGGAUCUUCUAUACGUUUUUGCUGGAUAUGGAACGAUUGAUCUAGUGCAUUCACAUGUUGAUAUUUACAAUUUUACGGAUAAUACAUGGGGAGGGAGAUUUGAUAUGCCUAAAGAAAUGGCUCAUUCACACUUGGGAAUGGUCACAGAUGGGAGAUACAUUUAUGUUGUUACUGGGCAAUAUGGUCCACAAUGCAGAGGGCCUACAGCUCGUAAUUUUGUGCUAGAUACCAAGACAAAGAAAUGGGAGGACUUGCCACCUUUACCAUUUCCUAGAUAUGCACCGGCAACUCAACUUUGGAGAGGUAGACUCCAUGUGAUGGGUGGCAGCAAGGAAAAUCGGCACACUCCAGCAUUAGAGCAUUGGAGUCUUGCUGUAAAGGAUGGGAAAGCAUUGGAAAAGGAAUGGAGGACUGAAAUACCCAUUCCUCGUGGAGGACCUCAUCGGGCCUGUGUCGUGAUUAAUGAUCGACUUCUCAUUAUUGGUGGUCAGGAAGGUGAUUUUAUGGCCAAGCCUGGAUCACCUAUUUUCAAAUGCUCUCGUAGGAAUGAGAUAGUAUAUGAUGAAGUCCACAUGCUGGAUGAUGAGAUGAAGUGGAAACCGUUACCUCCUAUGCCAAAGCCUGAUUCUCACAUUGAAUUUGCUUGGGCGAUUGUUAAUAAUUCAAUUGUUAUUGCUGGAGGCACCACAGAAAAGCACCCUGUAACUAAAAGAAUGGUCCUGGUUGGUGAAGUUUUCCAGUUCAACUUAGAUACACUGAUGUGGUCUGUAAUUGGAAAACUUCCGUAUCGUGUCAAAACUACACUGGUUGGAUUCUGGAAUGGAUGGUUGUACUUUACAUCAGGACAGCGAGAUAGAGGACCAGAUGAUCCAGCACCAAAAAAAGUCAUUGCUGAUAUGUGGAGAACCAAACUGAAAUUGAACUCAUGA
Molecule: messenger RNA, 2763 nt
Organism: Dovyalis caffra
Lineage: Eukaryota; Viridiplantae; Streptophyta; Magnoliopsida; Malpighiales; Salicaceae
Source: the annotation of a GenBank genome assembly